Molecule: messenger RNA, 4269 nt
Organism: Apiotrichum porosum
Lineage: Eukaryota; Fungi; Basidiomycota; Tremellomycetes; Trichosporonales; Trichosporonaceae
Exons: 8
Coding region: 1-4269 (1422 amino acids)
Molecular function (GO): guanyl-nucleotide exchange factor activity
Source: RefSeq, a predicted model, not a curated record
AUGCCCCCCCCAAUCGGCUCUGCGUCGCCGUUCCGGCCCCGUAGUCGCGGGUCUGGCCGUCAAUCACCCUCUCCACCACCCCCUCCCCUCCCUCCAAAGUCCAUCGACCUCAACAGCUCCACUGCAUCCGUCGAACGCGCUACGGGAAGCAAGGUCAUUCGCCGCGCCUUUGUCUGUGACGUUGUCGUCGAGCGUGACGGCGAGGAGACGACCACGCUUCUCUCGCAACUUGGACGGCCCCUUGACCCCCUGACAGCCCUCCCCCAACCCCCUCAGCCUCCUCUCACUCCCUCUCGUAAAUCCCAAGGGGACGAUGACUCGUACUCUGGAUGGUCGGCGAACAAGAAGGAUGAGAUGGAACGUCGGCUCCAGUCUCUCAUCGAGGAGCUCGUGCGCACCGAGAGGAGUUAUGUCUCGCGCAUCAAGGCCCUGAAGACGAGCUAUGCCGACCCACUUCGUCACUUUGCAAAGCAGGGCUACUCGGUCAUCAUCCCCGCGUACGAGGCCAAGAUCUUGUUCAGCAACAUCGACGCGGUUCUUCCAGCAGCCCAAACAUUCCUCAACGACCUCGAGGAAAUGUGGGCGUCAGGCCAGGCUGAGAACCUUGUUGGAGACGUCUGCUUGAGGCACCUCAAGACUAUCAAGACGCUCGACCCAUACCGAACCUACAUUGGUAACCAAGACGAGGCACAAAAGACUUUCCAGGAGAUGUUCAAAAAGGUCAACACCUUUGUUAGCUUUAUUGAGAGCACAAAGUACCAGACGACCGGCAUCGGCAACAUUGGUCUGCGCGAGCUGCUCAUGGAGCCUGUACAGCGUGUCCCACGAUACACUCUCCUUUGGCAAUCCAUGGCCAAGUGCAUGUCACCUCUCUCGGACCAACGAACCAAACUUCUUGAUGCCACCGAGAUUGCUUCCAGGAUCGCCCGGUGUGAAGCGGAUGAGCAGACCGUUAGGGCAACAGUCCAGUACUGUCUGCAACGAAACGUCGAAGGGUUCCCCGCCAAUCUAUUCAGUAACAACCGCAACUUUGUCGACUCUAUCGAUGCCGAGGAUGUCCUUGGAGAUGCUGCCCCCGGGUCCGCACGACACAGCCGACAAGGAUCCAUGAUGAACGGCAAGAUGUCUACGCCGACCCUCAACCUCGGCGGCCUGGGCUCUCCCACCGCUGAUAAUGGCGCUGUGCCCGCUCUCCACUGCACCCUGUUCCUGUUUGACGACAAGCUUCUCAUUACCAAGCGCGUGUCCAGCACGGUCAGUGGCCGCAAGGUCACCGGCCUCGAUGACGUUCGCGCACUCGUCAAGUCUGGUGGUGGUGUCGCUGUGAGGGAGAAGGACGGCACAAGAAAGGAAAAGCUUAGCUUCCGCGGAGCCGUCGAUAUCGAGGACGUUGUGGCGAUGGACAUGGGCAAUGGAGACUUCCAGCUCUUCCUGGACCUCAACGCCAAGUCUGAUGCACUGGCGGACCAGGUUGACAAGUGGUCUGCCGCCCGUACACUGCGCCAAUACAGCACCAUCCACCCGCCUCACCCGAUCGGCUUUGAUCCGGUCACGUCGCGCAAGGACAAGCUACGCUUUGUCCACAACAUCUGGGCGGCUCAGGCUUUGCGCCGCACCAAGCUCAAGCCCGCCGAGGUCAAGCCCGUGCCCCGUGGCGUCCUUGCCUGCACGGAUGAAAUUGAUCUUGACAAGGAGCUCUUACGAGUCAAGGCGUACUGGAACCUUUGGGAUCGUGCCGGCUGGGUCGGAGCGCAGGAGAAGGCCAAGGUUGUCAUCCAGAUCGCCGAGGACGAGGACAUUCCCGAGUUGCCACUCCCGCAGGAAAGCGGCCCAACUCUGAUUAUUCGCCUCGAGCCGAUGCCUGGGGCGGUGUGCAAGCUGCAGGCUGUGACCAACACUGGCACUCAAGUCUACCGCACAGCCUCUUCCCUCGGCGAGAUCAACAAGAAGAUUAUCGAGGCUAUCAACGCCGGUGGUCUCUUCAAGGUCAAGGCCAGCCACACUAGGGCAAGCUCGUUCGGCGGCGGCACUCCUGGCUCGAUGAUUAGCAAGCGCGCGUCUCGUGUGUUUGGCAGCGACGGUAUUGCCCGCAACCUCUGGGGCGGCAGCACCUCGUCCACCCGUGGCGGAUACAGUGGCUCGGAUGGCUUUGGUUCGUCGAGUACGAAGCGCUCCCAGUCUAUCAAGAGCCGCUCGUCUACCCUCACCCGGGCAUCCACGGACAUGACUUCCAUUUCAUCAAGUGGUCGCAGCGCGCCCAAGUCUCCCAAGUCGCCGAGUGGUUCCAGCUUUAGCGAUUCGCGCUCAAACUCGGACAGCAGCAUUCCAAUGUCGCCCAUCAAGUCGCCUGUCAAGGCGGAGCCGGACACAGAGACGGACAACCUCGAUGCUCGACUCAACCUUGCGCGCUACAACAGUCGCUCCAUGGUCGCCUUGACCUCCACGCCCUCCAAGCCGCCAACGCCAGUCAAGACUACUACGACCCCAAUGGUCUCGCGUGUGGCUGCAAUGCGUGAGCAGCUCGAGCGCAAGAUGACCGAGGGCGGUGGUGGUGGUGGUGGCAUCGAGGAGACAUUGAGUACGCUGUCGUCCAUCACCGACAGUGGCAUGUCUCCAGUUAAAGGCCGUGCAUUGCGCGGUCCCGUCCCGACACUUGCAUCCAGUGUCAUCCAGACUGAGGGUGGUAUCUCGCGUGACUCUUCGAUGGGUUCCCUCCACUCGCCCACACGACAUGGCACCUUGUCUCGUUCGGGAACCUUGUCACCGCGUGGUCCUCGUACACCCAGCAAGGGUAUGGCCGCGCGCAGCGGCUAUGUCCCUCCUCUGCCGCCCCCUAUCCCGACUGCAGAACGUUCACCAGUUGUUGCGACCAUUCCUCUUGCCCAGCCCGACGCGGAAGCUUCUUCCUCCUCUGACCCCACCAUGGACUCUGAGGACUAUGUGGACCUCACCGACCUCUCAACAACAGGACACGAACCUGUGCGCUACACAUUACAUGAUCCUCCCGUCGGCUACUUGACGUCGACAGCGCUCGCCGUGCAGGCGUCCGUUUCAGCCACGAGGGAAGCUUCACCGCAGCGCUCGGUGCGUGCUCUGCCCCCCUCUCCCUCACCAGAGCCUCCAGCCCACCGCCCCAUUCCGUCCCCGCAACACUCUGUCAACGCCGUUCCAGCCCGCCUCCUGGGUCUUGGCGCCCCGCCCAAGCAGAGCCCUCGUGGUGGCAGGAGUACGUCCAACCCGCCUUGUGACGAGAACAGUCCUACUGGUGGCUCUCCCCAUAAACGUCAGCAUGCCGCUGCAGACUACCUCUCGCCCCGCAAACGGUCUACCAGUGACUCGCCUAUGGCUAGACAAGUCAGUGACGGCACGGCGACCUCUGAGCAUCAGUCGCGCCCGACCUCGGUUCUCGGCCCUGCCAGUGGCGGCCGCCGAACAUCAGGCAUCAGCGUUGCGCCUCGGGCCAACCGUCGCUCAAGCGCCGGCGCCGGGGUGCUCAGUCCCUCACGUCACGUCUCAACCGCCUCCACCAUGACGGUGCAGUCUUUCGUGUCUACGACCGACGACCACGACAUUGUCAUGAGCGACCAUGCCGAGCUUCCCACUGCUGCCGACUCUACCCGCCAGCGCGUUGCCGACGCCCGCAAGCUCGCUCGCCGUAUCCGCAUCGAUACGGCCGCCCUCAAGAAAACGUACACUGUUGGUAUCGAGUCGCGGUCCCCCAUGAUGCCCCGUUCACCCCAGACGCUCAACAUUCAGAACGUGCUGUCCGUUUCGGACGACAGCCCGACGGCCAUGGCCAAGGCGGAUGUCGAGAUGGAGGACCUGAUGCUUUCCAUCCUCGGAACGGGCGACAAGCUCGAGCAAAAGCUCGCUGCGGCACUGGCUGAUUCGGAGCGCGUCCGCAUGCUGGCACGCACGACUGCUGAAGCCGAGGCUCAGUCGGCUGCAGGUGUGGCCAUGCACGAGGGCCAGCUCGCGCGCGCUAAGGAGCGCGAGACGCUCCUGAGCGAGCAGCUGCGUCGCAGGGACCUCGAGGUGGAGGAGAUCUACAACGCCUUCAAUGCCGAGUUGGACGGCAUGUACAAUGACAUGACGCUGCCGCAGCCCGACGCGGCCCUGGCUGCCAUGCGCCGCGACUUGCAAGAGACCAAGGCGAAGCGGAACGCGUAUGAGCUCGAGAACAACCGGCUGAGGAUGCAGCUGGAAGAGGAGCGUUUGAAGCGCGAGCAGUGGCACAAGAUGCUGCACGCGCGCGGGCUCCUCCCGUGA